Molecule: messenger RNA, 1172 nt
Organism: Cavia porcellus (domestic guinea pig)
Lineage: Eukaryota; Metazoa; Chordata; Mammalia; Rodentia; Caviidae
Product: transmembrane reductase CYB561D2
Exons: 4
Coding region: 185-853 (222 amino acids)
Cellular component (GO): endoplasmic reticulum
Molecular function (GO): heme binding; transmembrane monodehydroascorbate reductase activity
Source: RefSeq, a predicted model, not a curated record
GCGUCGCACCCGGAAGUGGAGCUGCUCAGUGACGUGAAGGAGCGGCGGCUCGUGCGGCAGGGCCCAGAGCACCCAACUCAUUUUUUUUUUAAAAGAAAAGCAUCGCGUCGGGUCGGCGCUGCAGGGGAGUGACUCUUGCCAAUGGUACUGUGCUUUCAGGGUCCAGCUGCUGGCCCAGCUGACCAUGGCCCUUUCUGUGGAGACUGAGUCGCACAUCUACCGAACUCUGCGCACUGCCUCUGGGGCUGCAGCUCACCUUGUGGCUCUGGGCUUUACCAUCUUUGUGGUUGUACUUGCCAGGCCUGGUUCCAACCUGUUCUCCUGGCACCCUGUACUUAUGUCUCUGGCUUUCUCCUUCUUGAUGACCGAGGCACUACUGGUGUUCUCUCCCGAGAGCUCACUGCUGCAUUUCCUCUCGCGGAAGGGUCGAGCCUGCUGUCACUGGGUGCUACAGCUGCUGGCCCUGCUGAGUGCACUGCUGGGCCUGGGCCUCGUUAUCCUUCACAAAGAACAACUUGGCAAGGCCCACUUGGCUACGUGGCAUGGGCAGGCAGGGCUGCUAGCUGUGCUGUGGGCAGGACUGCAGUGUGCAGGUGGUGUGGGGCUGCUGUACCCCAAGCUGCUGCCCCGAUGGCCCUUGGCAAAGCUCAAACUGUACCAUGCCACUUCUGGGCUGGUGGGCUACCUGCUGGGUAGUACCAGCCUCCUGUUGGGCAUGUGCUCACUGUGGUUCACUGCCUCUGUUACUGGUGGGGCCUGGUACCUCGCUGUGCUAUGCCCUGUUCUCACCAGCUUGGUCGUCAUGAACCAGGUGAGCAAUGCGUACCUAUACCGCAAGAGGAUCCAGCCAUGAGCUCUUCCCAGCCCAGGGGAAGCUGGGAAGGUUCCUUCUUCAGGAUAGGUGCUGGGGUUCGGAGCCUCCUGGACUGUCUUUGCUGAUUGGGUGAGGGUACACUUAAGGCCCUGGGGCAGUCACGGAUAGGAAUCCCAUGUGUUGACAUUUUUGCUGCUCAUGUCAGAGUGUCUCUCUUUUCCUUUUCUCUACAUUAUCCCAAAAGAGCAUGUGGAUUAUGUGUCUGGAUGAAACUGGGGUUGCAAGACUGCCUCCCCAGCAAUGCAGUUCAUCCAGAAAUUACAGAGGAAAAAAAGAAAAUAAAAAUUAUGUGAAAACA